Scomber japonicus (chub mackerel) is the source of this 3245-nucleotide messenger RNA. RefSeq names its product RasGEF domain family, member 1Ba (gene rasgef1ba). Gene Ontology annotation, molecular function: guanyl-nucleotide exchange factor activity. The record is from RefSeq and is a predicted model, not a curated record. NCBI's taxonomy places the organism in Eukaryota, Metazoa, Chordata, Actinopteri, Scombriformes, Scombridae. Gene Ontology annotation, biological process: positive regulation of GTPase activity; Ras protein signal transduction. The transcript has 13 exons. Gene Ontology annotation, cellular component: plasma membrane. Bases 19 to 1440 code for a protein of 473 amino acids.
UUGUCUUUGUAGGACAACAUGCCUCAGACACCACCGUUUACGGGGCAGCUGGGCACCGGCAGCUACAACAAGAACCUGUAUCAGACCAAGGAGGAAGGCUACGCUGGCCUCUAUUACCAUGACAACAACCUUGCGUCCGGGUCUUUGGAGGCUCUCAUUCACCACUUGGUCCCAAACGUAGACUAUUAUCCAGAUAGGACGUACAUCUUCACCUUCCUGCUCAGCUCGCGUCUUUUCAUCCACCCAUACGAGCUCAUGUCCAAGGUGUGUCACCUGUGCAUGGAGCAACAACGACUCAGCGAUCCUCAAGCUGACAAGAUGAGAGUUAGGAAGAUUGCUCCUAAGAUCCUCCAGUUACUGACAGAAUGGACGGAAACCUUCCCAUAUGACUUCAGGGACGAGAGGAUGAUGCGCAGCCUGAAGGAGUUGACCCACCGGCUAGCCAGUGGAGACGAGGUUUACAGAAAGGCGGUCAGCCAGAUGAGCCAGGGCCUGAUCAGGAGGUUGACGGUGCUCAGCCAGUACGAGGAGGCGCUGAUCAAGAUCAACGCCACAGCGGCCGAACGGCUGACGGCUCUAAAAGCAAAGCCCCAGGCAGCCAUCCAGAGAGACAUGCUGUCCAUCUGCAACGACCCCUUCACUGUCGCCCAGCAGCUCACGCACAUAGAACUGGAGAGACUCAGUUACAUCGGACCUGAAGAAUUCGUCCAAGCCUUCGUCCAGAAAGACCCGCUGGACAACGAUAAGAGUUGCUUCAGUGAUCACAAGAAGGCCAGCAAUCUGGAAGCUUAUGUUGAAUGGUUCAACAGACUCAGUUAUCUGGUGGCCACAGAGAUCUGCAUGCCUGUGAAGAAGAAGCACCGAGCCCGAGUCAUCGAGUUCUUCAUCGACGUGGCACGUGAAUGCUUCAACAUCGGCAACUUCAACUCACUCAUGGCCAUCAUAUCUGGGAUGAACAUGAGUCCCGUGUCCCGGUUGAAGAAGACCUGGAGCAAAGUCAAGACGGCCAAAUUCGACAUCUUAGAACAUCAAAUGGAUCCUUCCAGUAAUUUCUACAACUACAGAACAGCGCUGAGAGGAGCCACGCAGAGGUCGAUCACUGCCAACAGCAGCAGAGAGAAGAUUGUCAUCCCUUUCUUCAGCCUGCUGAUAAAAGACAUCUACUUCCUCAAUGAGGGAUGUGCCAACAGGCUGAAAAAUGGACACAUCAACUUCGAGAAAUUCUGGGAAUUCGCCAAACAUGUGAGUGAGUUCAUGACUUGGAAGAAGGUGGAGUGUCCCUUUGAGAAGGAUCGCAAGAUCCUCCAGUACCUGCUGACUGCUCCAGUGUUCACUGAAGAUGCUUUGUAUCUGGCGUCGUACGAGAGCGAAGGUCCUGAGAACAACAUGGAGAAGGACAGAUGGAAGUCUCUGAGAUCCACUCUGCUAAGCAGGGUCUAAAACCUCUAAGCUACAGAUACCAGAAACGAAGACAAACCUCCCUGACAAGUGAGCUGUUCUCAGUCAACGUCGCUGUUGUUGUCCAAACGAAGUAUCCCCGUGUUGGAAGGGAAACGACAAUCUCUACUUUGGCUGGCGAGAGGACCCUUUUGUGUUCCCCCCAGCUUCAGAUUUCUAUUAAGCUCUGCUUUUCCUUAUCCUCUAAGCUCUAUGUGCUGUAUAUUUCAGGACAGCUGUUUUUUUCAUCUCUUUGUAUGACUUUGUAGUCUUUUUUUAAGAAAAAAAGAAACUCUACAAACCUUCACUGUUACAAAAAAACAAAAAACUAUGGGAGGUGCUUUUUCUCUUAUCCGAAGCAUUUCACCCUGAUAAACCCUCUGUGAGCGUUAUGGAGUCGUUGGGGUUGUUUGUUCCCCCCCCGGCAGUUUUCAACAUGUUUUUUUCCACUGAAGCUACGAGUUAGCUGCUGGUUAGCUAACUCAACAGAAACGCUACUCUCUCCUUUUCUCUUUCUGGUUCCACAAGCCAGCAAAUCUCUCUGUUCGGAGACUCAAAAAAAAAAAAACAACCUUACCUGCAACACUGUCGUUCGUCAUGAAGCUAGCCAUUAUUUGUAGUUAUUUUUUGUUUGCCUUCCUUUUGUACGAUUACCUGUGUAUCUCUCGCUUCAUGUUUAAAAAGUUUUUGUUAUUUUUUUGAGAUGAACAAAAUGCACUGGCUGCGUUUUUAAAAAGAUGAUGUAUUUGAUUUUCAUUUGUGUUGUGUAACGUUUUGUGAUUCGUUAAAACCCAGAAGCACCACUUCCUCGUGGUUUAUCGACGGCACACUAAAAGGCUUCAGUAUGCUUCGAAGGAAUUUAAAGGCAUGAGCAUGCUACCAAUCAGUAAAUCUAAAACCCCCUUUUUUUCUUUCCUUUUUUCUUCCCACACCUUUCGGAUGUUGGGAUUUUAAGGUUUUAGACAAUCUGACUCACACUUCCUUUGAAGCAAACUGAAGCCUUCAACUCUGAGCUUAAAUGGGAAGGUGUGAUGAUUGUGUGUUUCAUGUUGUUCCUGAUAAUCAGUGUUAAGAAAAAAAAAAAAAAGAAAGGAAGAAAAAAAGCCCUCUGCUGUGGAGAAGAAGAGCCAGGCUUAUGGGGCUGAUUUGGGCUAACAUGCAUCCAUUCCCCUCUCUCUUUUUGUUUCUGCUCUAUAGUGUAGGAAAUCAGUGUGGUUGUGUGCUGCCCCCUGGUGGUUCGGUCAGAAAAGUGAAUGGAUUUUUGUGUGGUUGAAUAAUGUGAACUUUAUUAUUUUAUGUUUUACCCCCUACACACAAACACAUACACACACGUGCUGAAUAAUAUCCGUUUUUUAUUUUUCAUAUUAUUAAAAAAAAGUAAAGUUUCCUCCAUAUCUUUUAUUUAUAAAUCUUAUUUGUGUAGUCAUUUUGUCCUCAUGCCAAUAUUUACUAUUAUUUUUAUUGUUAUUUAAUUUUUUGUACUAGGUACAUAACAUGCUUAAAGUAGUCCUCAGAUAUUGGCUUAACUAUUUUUUUUACACCCGUUUGUAUGAGACACUUAUUUUUCAAGGUACUAGCUCAGAGCAUGAAGUUAAAUCUCUUUUUGACUGAUGUCUGCUUUGCCUUGACGGCUUUCUUCCCUCAACACUGAGUGCUGUUGUGGUUUAUUGUGUACAUACUGUAUGUUUUGCUUUUCCUUCCUGUGUUCAUCCAUUUGUAUUUGGACUGUUAAAAUGGAAUAGAGGAACAGUUUAUAAAUGACUUAGUUGUGUUUAAAAAAAAGAGAAAGUUAAUAAAAAGAAUGUUUA